This is a messenger RNA of Symbiodinium sp. CCMP2456, 903 nucleotides long. The record is from the annotation of a GenBank genome assembly. NCBI's taxonomy places the organism in Eukaryota, Dinophyceae, Suessiales, Symbiodiniaceae.
GAGCUGAUCGCCCUCGCCUUUCCUUUGGUGUUUAUUGUGGCCUUCCUCUACACCCAGAAGAAGGUCUUGAACGAGCUCAUCUCCGAGAAGGAGACGAAAGUCCGAGAAAGUCUGCGCAUGCUCGGCGUGGGCAGCCCUGCUAUCAUCAGCUCCUGGUACCUGACCUACGGAAUUAUUUUUGGCAUCCUUUGUGCCAUCUUCGCCCUCACGGCCUCCUUCUACGUUUUCCCAGGUUCUAGCGGAACCCUGAUUUUCGCCUUCUUUUGGCUCUGGUGCAUGUCCUUCCUGGCUUUCGCGUGGUUCAUCCACUGCUUCUUCAAUCAGUCCCGCACAGGCGGCAUUGUUGGCAUGAUCAUCAUGUUCGCGCAAUGGAUCGUGUACUCCUCGCAGAACCGUGACGGUCCGCCUUCUGAGACCGUCACUUUGCUGCUCAUGUUCAUGCCGAAUGCCGCCUUCUGCACGGGCCUCGCGGUCUUGGCCAAGUUCGAGGCCGCGCGCGUCGGGGCCCAGUGGGGCAACGCCUUCAUGCAGGUCGCAAAUUCCUCCUUUGCAUCCGUUCUGGGGAUGAUGUGCCUUGACAUCCUCUUGUACACUCUGCUUGGGUGGUAUCUUGACCGCGUGGUUCCCAAGGAGUUUGGAGUGCGCCUGCCCUUCUACUUCCCAUUCCAGCGCUCUUUCUGGCAGUCGCUUUGGAGUCCGGCGGCCCUGGCGGACGCUGCUGCAACUGCGGAAGAGGCAGCUCUGAAUGGACCGGCCGCGCUUUGCGUCGGUUCCGGGGCUGCCGAGCCGGUGCCGGAGGCUCUGCGCCGGAAGUCGGCCGCGUCGGGAUGCAACUCAGAUGCAGCGACGGUGUGCGCGGUGUGCAAUCUCUUGCUCGGGCUGGUUUUUGUUUGGUCCCCGUAG